AUGGCUGCAGUGAGCAAUAAAAGGCCGUCUUCACAUUUGGGGAUCUCAGCCAAGCUUCCUGAAAUAAUUCAUCCUUUGAAGAGACUGGGGGACCCUGACACUAUCUCAAUAGCUGGGUUCUCUGCACAAGGUUGUAGAAGCCAGAGGGAUGUGAAGUCUGCAUCUUGGGAGCUUCCCCAGGGGAGCAGGAGAAGAGCUGAGUGUGGCCGAGAUUCCUUCACACAGGAAAGAUCGGGCUCCUCUUUGGAGCAGAUUUACAAAAAACAUAAGUUGAACAAACUGGAUACCUGGACAAAGCUGGACAAAUGGGCAAAUCUGGAUAAAAAGCAAUGGGCUGAAGGGAGAAGUGUGAGCCAGGAUGACAGCCAGGCCUCCCUGCAAGAAACAGUGCAGCACAUGAAUGAGUUAGAAUUCCUUUUGCAUGAAAGAAUUCAAUCCAAUGGCUUGAACCCCUUAAGGCAGCUGUUUUUAGCCAAUGAUCCAACUGGGAGAGGCACUGUGUCCAGAGAAGCACUAAAUAUUAUUCUUACAAAAUUUCUUGGAAGAUUUAUUAGCUCAACACAGUUUGGUCACCUUUUAAACAGACUGAAUAUAAAGGAGAAAAGUUUGAUCAGCUUUGAAACAUUUGCCAAAGAAUUUGUAAAGAAAGAACAUGGGGAUGAUCACACCUGGAUGGACCCUAUAAAAAGAAACAAUGAAACAAUAAAGAAAAAUACUGUGCAAGCUGAUCUCACCCUAAAGAAGUUGGUUAAAGACAGGUAUGACAUGGCUGGUGGUGAAUUUGUCAGAAAAGAGUAUCUAAUGAAGACUUUGGGAACCGAGAACGCGAGCGGCGCAGAAGAACAAAGGCGGCUGCUCCUGUCAGCGCUCAGCAGGGUAUCAAGCAGCGCUUUCAGAGAAAGUCAGCCAAAAAAUGUGUUCAAAAUUCCAAAAGCUGCAAGAGGUCUGUCGGAUGCUCAGAAAGACAGGAGUCUUUCCAUCAGCUUUGAAAAGUGGAUAAAAGCAAAGCUUGAAGAAGGAUUCCAAGACAUGAUAUCAGAAUUUCAAAGAUUUGACAUAAAAAAUACAGGAAAAGUAUCAAGAGAGGACUUUUUGAAAGUUCUGGAGAAGUUUCACCUCCCCCUGAAGAAGGAGCAGCUUAAUCUCUUUCUUGUACGCUGCAGCCUUGAAGAGACGUCUCCUGAUGUGAGUUACGUGGAUUUCCUUCAUCACUUUCAAGACCGUACUCAUAAAGGCAUGACACAGAAGAUAUUAUCUGAUCCACACCACAGGUUUAAUUUGGCUGAGAGAGUCAGCCGUUAUUCUACAGUUUCUGCAUUGGAGGCCAAGCUUCUUAACUUCCUGCAGGGGGACUUUUUGUCUCUGCUCAAAGAUUUUCAGAAGGUGGAUACACAAAAAACUGAGACACUAAGCCAGGAGCUGUUCCGGAUGUGCAUUGAGACAAGACUCUCGAUGAAGAUGACAGAUGAGGAAUUUGAGCAUUUUAUGGAGAAAGUUCCCACUGAUAGAAAUGGAAAUGUUUUAUAUAUGGACUUUUUGGCAAGGUUUACCAGCAGCAAAAAUACAAAGAGCGUCUUCAGAGACAAUGCAAGCAUCAUGACAGACUUGAGCAAAAAAUACAUAAAGCCAGACAAGAACAAAGACGCCCUAGAACUGAGGAGAUCAAAUGAUCAGCUCAAUAAAAUAAUUAAAGACCUGCUUAAAAGCAGAUUUCAAGAAGUGGAAGCUGCUUUUAAUGACCUGGAUGUAAUGAACACAAGAAGGCUGACUCCUGAAAUGAUGUACCAGCUACUCAAAUGUUUUGAUAUACAUCCCAGCAUUUCCAAACAGGAAGUCAGAAAUCUUUGGAAAACAAUGAUAACCAACCAAGACGAUACACUGGACUUUCUUCACUUUGUGCGUCACUUUCGAUUUUCUUUGAUGUCAGCCUGCUACCCAAAUGCCAAAAGGGCCCCCCCGGUGAAAGGAGACAGCGACUUUCUGAUAAGGUCCAGAAAACUCAAUUCUGACACAGAGAUAAUGGUGGAGUACUUGCGAGCAAAGGUUGAGCUUCUUCUGGAUGAACUAUGGAACAAGUUUCAAGAGUUAGACUUCACCAACUCAGGAACUGUGACAAAAGAUGAAUUCAAGGAUGUGCUUACUGAACUUUGCCCUGAGCUGACAGACUUCCAGUGUAACGUGAUUGCUACCAAAUUUAAUGAUGGAGAGAACAGAGUUUCAUAUGUAAACUUUCUUCAGCCUUUUGAAGAUCGGAGGAGGACAUUCAGAUCUCACAAGAUUUUGACCCAAACAUCUCAGAUAACACCUCUCUACAAUGAAGUCACACAGAAAGGUUUGAGUGGCCUUACCCUAAAAAUUCGUCAGAAGAUGGGAGGAGACUGGAAGACCCUUCAGAAUGCAUGUAAGAAGCUGGAUACACAUGGCUCUGGAUUUCUUUUGCUCCCAGAAUUUAGAGCAGUUCUGAAGCUUUGUAACAUUGUCUUAAAUGAAGAUGAAAUUUACCAGAUUAUGUCUCAUUUUGAUAAACAAAUGGUUGGCAAAAUCGAGUAUGCUAAAUUUAUUAAUGACACCUUAAAAGAGAAAUAGAAAAAUAGAUGCUGGUAGUGGUAAAAGCAAUUGCUAUAAAAGUGAAUAGAGCACUAACUGAUAUUGUAACUGAAAAUGUGAUUAAAAGUAUUUAUUUAGCUAUUUUUGCUAAAAUCUAACUGUAAUAACUGGAGUUACUUUUUAAAAUUAUCUCUAAUGCAAAUCUUUGUGUGUUAACUGUUUGGAAAUAAUAGCUGUUACAAAUGUAAGACAUAUAAUAUGGAAAGAAACUGUUUAGUGAAUGAUUAGGUAAGAAAAAAAUCCUCAAUAAGAAAAUGUCAUAGUGGUUUGUUUUUUGAACUAUGAUUGUGAAUUUUUUGAAUUAAUAAAAUUAGCCAAAUAAAAUGUCUCAUAAUGUUUCAAA
This is a messenger RNA of Polypterus senegalus (gray bichir), 2950 nucleotides long. Its product is annotated as EF-hand calcium-binding domain-containing protein 6-like. The transcript is spliced from 17 exons. Lineage: Eukaryota; Metazoa; Chordata; Cladistia; Polypteriformes; Polypteridae. The record is from RefSeq and is a predicted model, not a curated record. Gene Ontology annotation, molecular function: calcium ion binding. Bases 1 to 2586 code for a protein of 861 amino acids.